Amphiprion ocellaris (clown anemonefish) is the source of this 1780-nucleotide messenger RNA. It is a transcript of the gene angptl6, whose product is annotated as angiopoietin-like 6. NCBI's taxonomy places the organism in Eukaryota, Metazoa, Chordata, Actinopteri, Pomacentridae. The transcript has 7 exons. The record is from RefSeq and is a predicted model, not a curated record. Bases 309 to 1769 code for a protein of 486 amino acids.
UGGUUUGUAAUUAGUUGUCUUCUUCUUCAGGGACAGAAACUCUGGGGUUGAAGACAUAUUGUGGCUCCGGACUGGUUUCUCUUUUUUCUGGGGAUUUAUUUGCGACCCAAAUCUGCCCACCAUCAGCUUCAACUCAACAUUUAGGGUUCAACAGUUGUUUAUGCAUUUCUUCGUGAUCUUUAAACAUGUGAUUUUUAAAAAGCAUUUGUCUCAACUUCACAUCCUUGCGUGUUGGGAGCUGCUGCUACACACAGAAAGAGAACAAAGACAUCAGCUGCCACAGUUGUUCUCAGAAGCUUCACAGAUUCAUGGAGAAGACACUGACCACAGGUCUGGCUCUUUUCCUUGCACUUUGUGUGGCCAUUCCACAAGCUGGGGGGUGCAAGGAAGGAGGCAAUGCAGAAAACAAAAGUUCAUCACGUUCUUCAGAUACAAAAGCAGGCCGCUGCUCUUACACCUUCAUUGUUCCCCAGCAAAAACUGACAGGGGCACUGUGUUUGAACACGCAGUCUGCUGCUACCAACUACUCAGAGGUGGCAGCGCUGCGGGUGGAGCUCAAACGGCAGCAGGAGCAACUGGAGAAGCUCCGGGGCCACCUGGAGCAAGAAGGGGCCCUUGCCAUGGAGGUAAGAACUCUGCGCAAAGAGAGCAUCAGCAUGAAUUCUCGCAUUGCUCAGCUCUAUGCCCAGCUGCUACAUGAAGUCAUAAACAAGAAAGACCAGGCUUUGGAGCAGCAAAGGGUGGAGAACCUCCUGUUAAAUGCGACAACACAGGCACUGCAGGUGUCCAGUAAUUACAGGGAACUGGAGAAGAAAUACGGAGCCCUCACCUCCAUGAUGAGCUCCCAGAACCAGUUUAUUGCUCGUUUGGAGAAGCAGUGCCAGUGCAGGGACUCCACCCAGUCCUCUCUGGUGUUGACUGAAGCACCAAAAAGCCAGUCUAUAUUGCAUCCUAAUUACAGCUCUGAAGUCAACGAAAUGACCAAUGAUGUUCAAAGGGACCAAAGUGCUCCUCCACCACAACAAGCAAACGCAGGGAGGGUUCAUUCCCUCCCCACCACGACCCCCAGCGCUCCUACAGACCCUCCCUUCAUUAGCUUCCCCGUCACGAAGACUCCAGGGCCAUGGAGGGACUGUCAGCAUGUGCAGGAAUCAGGUGAGACCACCAGCGGGAUCUACCUGCUCCACCUACAGAGUGCCAACCGACUCCUGCAGGCCUGGUGUGAGCAGAGUCGGGCUCAGGGAGGGUGGACGGUCAUCCAGAGGAGACAGGAUGGGUCGGUCAAUUUCUUUAGGACUUGGGAGCAGUACAAGCAAGGCUUUGGGAACCUAGAUGGAGAGUACUGGCUCGGCCUGGAACACCUCUACUGGCUGACGAAACAGGCCCAGUAUAAGUUACGGGUGGCCCUGGAGGACUGGCAGGGUCGGCAGGUGUUUGCUGAGUAUGACAGCUUCCACCUGGAACCAGAGAGCGACUGGUACCGACUGCGGUUAGGACAAUACCACGGCAACGCGGGGGACUCCCUCUCGUGGCACAACAACAAGGCCUUCACCACUUUGGAUCGAGACAAGGACAGCUACACAGGCAACUGUGCUCAUUACCAGAAGGGAGGCUGGUGGUAUCAUAUGUGUGCCCAUUCCAAUCUGAAUGGUGUGUGGUAUCGGGGUGGACACUAUCGAAGCCGCUACCAGGAUGGGGUCUACUGGGCGGAGUUCCACGGAGGGUCCUACUCCCUCAAAAGAGUUUCCAUGAUGAUCAAACCCACAUAACAUGUUGUCAU